AUGUUGAUGAUGCUUUACAAAUACUCUUUGAUGUCUUUAAUUCUUUUAUUCUCAUUGUUCAUUUCCAUUGCUGGCAUGGCUCUCAACUAAAUCUAUCUCUCUGAAAAUGAAGUUAUCCAUCCAUAGGAUUUCAAAAGCACUAAUGAUGAAAAGCAAUAUUACUUAGAACAGGAGGAUUAACAGGAAUAUGUGUCAGCUGAGACAGUUCAGGAUAUGAUAGUCAAAUUAUACAGUUUGCAGUUGAGAGUGCAUACGAUGGUUGAGGAUGUUUUUUCUUUGAAUAAUAUGAAACUAACAAUUAAAGUACUGAUUAGCAUGAUAGCAAUGUUUUUAAUAACAUAUGUAUUAAGUGACGUUGCUUUCAUUUGGAUUGCAGUAAACAUAAUGUUAUUCUGGCCAUUUAUUCACAAGAAAAAAGAAGCUUAAAUUGAUUCAAUAGUGCAGAGAAUUAAUGAUAAAAUUGACAAUAAAGUUUAGUCUUCUGGAUUUUUAAUGAGAAGGUAACAAAGAGCACCUAGUUCUGUGACUGAGUUAAAGAAAAAUCAAUGA
Messenger RNA from Stylonychia lemnae, 549 nucleotides. The record is from the annotation of a GenBank genome assembly. Lineage: Eukaryota; Ciliophora; Spirotrichea; Sporadotrichida; Oxytrichidae.